Messenger RNA from Odocoileus virginianus texanus, 4244 nucleotides. It is a transcript of the gene LRFN1, whose product is annotated as leucine rich repeat and fibronectin type III domain containing 1. The record is from RefSeq and is a predicted model, not a curated record. Gene Ontology annotation, cellular component: postsynaptic density membrane. NCBI's taxonomy places the organism in Eukaryota, Metazoa, Chordata, Mammalia, Artiodactyla, Cervidae. Gene Ontology annotation, molecular function: protein binding.
UCCAUGACUGUGUGUGAGUGUGGUUCUCUGCCUAUCUGUUGACUCUGCCAGUGGGGUUCAAUAUUUUGUGUGUAUUUGUAAGUGUGUAAAUCCCUCACAGGGCAGUUAUGUGAGCAUGUGCCUGUUAUGAGUGAACAUCUCUGAGUGUCUGUGCAAAGGUGGGUCUUUUUGUACCUAUGUGCUUUUUGGAGUGUGUUAUCAGCCUUGUCAGUGUCUGUUCCUAUUGUGGUUCUGUACAUGUGUGUGAGGUGUGUAUAGGCUAGUGUGUGCAUUUGUGCAUCUGUUGGUGUGGGAAUGUACCAGCUUUGUGACCGUGCAUACUAGGGGUACAUGAAGUUGUAUGAGUGUGUUGGGUAUUUAAGAGCAUGCACCUGUGUAUCUUUGUGUGAGUGAGCAUCUGUUACAUGUGUGUUGGUGAGUGUGCAAGGGUAGCUUUGUUAUAGAUGCAUGCACCAGGGGACACAUGGGUUUCACAGUUGUGUGUGUGCCUCUGUGUGUGAGUGUGCAAGGGAAAAGGCAAUGUUGUAUGUGUGGUUGUGUGCAGGUGUGUCAACCUCGAGGGUCUGUAUCUGUACUCUGAGUCCAUUUGCGCAUUUGUGUUGGUAUCUGAAGAGUGGGGUUGUGUAUGUUCACAUACAGACAUGCAGGAUGAUAUGUGCACAUGUGCCUGUGUCCUUGACAUAGGCUGACCCCACUUAUGGGCCCAGUGAGAUGGGGGCCCACGUGGCAUGACCUGUGGUAUGCUGGGAUCCAUGGACACAAAUGUGUCCACAUCCUGGACCAAGAGCCUUCAGGGGGCAGGGGCACACAUAUGCUGCUGUGUCCAUGGGAAUUCAGAUACAGAGUCAUGAGUUGUGGGCCCAUGUGGGUUUUGGCAUUUCCACAUGUGUUGGGGUGACCAUGGUCUGAUGGCGAAGAUGGGAACUUCUGAUCCUCCCCCAGCUCCUGCUACUGUUCAGGUACUGGCCCAGGCCCUGACUGCCUGAAGAGAGAUGAAGAAACCGAGAUUCAGAGAGGUUCAGACACUUGCCCGAGAUCACAUAGCUAAUCUCACCUCCCGCUCCUCCUGCCUCCCCCCUGCACCAUGGCUCCGGGCCCCUUCUCCUCAGCGCUCCUCUCGCUGCCGCCUACUGCCCUGCCCUUUCUGCUGCUUCUCUGGGCAGGGGCAUCACGGGGCCAGCCCUGCCCCGGCCGCUGCAUCUGCCAGAACGUGGCGCCCACGCUGACCAUGCUGUGCGCCAAGACCGGCUUGCUCUUCGUGCCGCCAGCCAUCGACCGGCGUGUGGUAGAGCUGCGGCUCACCGACAACUUUAUCGCGGCCAUUCGCCGCCGAGACUUCGCCAACAUGAGCAGCCUGGUACACCUCACCCUCUCGCGGAACACCAUUGGCCAGGUGGCGGCCGGCGCCUUUGCGGACCUGCGCGCCCUCCGCGCCCUGCACCUCGACAGCAACCGGCUGGCAGAGGUCCGAGGCGACCAGCUCCGGGGUUUGGGCAACCUCCGCCACCUGAUCCUGGGCAACAACCAGAUCCGCCGGGUGGAGUCGGCCGCUUUCGACGCCUUCCUGUCCACCGUGGAGGACCUGGAUCUGUCCUACAACAACCUGGAGGCCCUGCCCUGGGAGGCCGUGGGCCAGAUGGUGAACCUGAACACCCUCACGCUGGACCACAACCUCAUCGACCACAUCGCCGAAGGGACCUUUGUGCAGCUUCACAAACUGGUUCGCCUGGACAUGACCUCUAACCGCCUGCAUAAACUGCCCCCUGAUGGGCUCUUCCUGCGGUCCCAAGGUCCGGGACCCAAGCCGCCCACGCCGCUCACGGUCAGCUUCGGCGGCAACCCCCUGCACUGCAACUGUGAGCUGCUGUGGCUGCGGCGGCUGACCAGGGAGGACGACCUGGAGACGUGUGCCACGCCGGAGCACCUCACCGACCGCUACUUCUGGUCCAUCCCCGAGGAGGAGUUUCUGUGUGAGCCUCCGCUGAUCACGCGGCAGGCGGGCGGCCGGGCCCUGGUGGUGGAGGGCCAGGCGGUCAGCCUGCGGUGCCGCGCCGUGGGGGACCCUGAGCCCGUGGUGCACUGGGUGGCACCCGACGGGCGCCUGCUGGGGAACUCGAGCCGGACCCGGGUCCGGGGGGAUGGGACCCUGGAUGUGACCAUCACCACCUUGCGGGACAGCGGCACGUUCACUUGCAUCGCCUCCAACGCCGCCGGGGAAGCCACCGCACCCGUGGAGGUGUGCGUCGUGCCUCUGCCUCUGAUGGCACCCCCGCCUGCUGCCCCGCCACCUCUCACGGAGCCUGGCUCCUCGGACAUCGCCACGCCUGGCCGACCUGGAGCCAAUGAGUCGGCGGCUGAGCGCCGGCUCGUGGCGGCUGAGCUCACCUCCAACUCUGUGCUCAUCCGCUGGCCGGCCCAGAGGCCCGUGCCUGGCAUCCGCAUGUACCAGGUGCAGUACAACAGCUCCGCAGAUGACUCCCUUGUCUACAGGAUGAUCCCAUCCACCAGCCAGACCUUCCUGGUGAAUGAUCUGGCAGCGGGCCGCGCCUACGACCUGUGCGUGCUGGCCGUCUACGAUGAUGGGGCCACGGCGCUGCCGGCCACCCGAGUGGUGGGCUGCGUGCAGUUUACUACCGCUGGGGAUCCGGCACCCUGCCGCCCGCUGAGGGCCCAUUUCUUGGGCGGCACCAUGAUCAUCGCCAUCGGGGGUGUCAUUGUCGCCUCCGUCCUCGUUUUCAUCGUUCUGCUCAUGAUCCGCUACAAGGUCUACGGCGAUGGGGAUGGCCGCCGAGUCAAGGGCACCUCCAGGUCGCCUCCGCGGGUCAGCCACGUGUGCUCGCAGACCAACGGCGCAGGCGCAACGCAGGCCCCGCCCCCGCCGGCGCCUGACCACUACGAGGCGCUGCGCGAGGUGGCUGCUCCGGCGGCUGCGGCGGCGGCCGUCGAGGCGAAGGCCGCGGCUGCCGACCUGACUUCCGCGGAAACGGAGGCGGUCCUUGGACGUUCCCUGGGAGGCUCGGCCACCUCGCUGUGCCUGCUGCCAUCCGAGGAAACCUCCGGGGAGGAGUCCCGGGCCGCGGCGGGCCCUCGAAGGAGCCGUUCCGGAGCCCUGGGACCGCCGGCUUCACCGCCCCCCACUUUAGCUCUGGUUCCUGGGGGAGCCCCGGCCCGGCCGAGGCCUCAGCAGCGUUAUUCGUUCGACGGGGACUACGGGGCGCUCUUCCAGAGCCACAGUUACCCGCGCCGCGCCCGGCGGACAAAGCGCCACCGGUCCACGCCGCACCUGGACGGGGCCGGAGGGGGCGCGGCCGGGGAGGACGGAGACCUGGGGCUGGGCUCCGCCAGGGCGCGCCUGGCCUUUACCAGCACCGAGUGGAUGCUGGAAAGUACCGUGUGAGCGGCGGGCGGGCGGGCGCCGGGACGCCUGGGUGCCGCGGACAAACGCCCAGCCGCUCUGACGUUUAGGGCAGGAUUCGGGGGUGAAAGCGCCGAGCCAACACGUCGUCGGACUGGAGGGGAGAAGCACCCUUCUCCCUGGAGCGGGUCGCGGGCUGCCUGGGCGGUGACUCGAGGCCACGCCCCCGCGCUCAGGGGGCUUUGAGGGCGGGCCGCCGGCCUCCCCUUCCCCGUGGACGCCACGCCCCCUCCUGCCCCUCCCCCCGCGCGCUCGCGGACCUCGCUGGAGCCGGUGCCUUACACAGCGAAGCGCGGGGAGGGGCAGGGCCCCCCCGACACUGCAGCACUGAGACACGAGCCCCCUCCCCCCGCCCGGGACCCGGGGCAGGGGCGAGGGGCCCAUUUCACGUAUCUGGCUGGACUAGAUCCUAUUCUGUCCCGCGGCGGCCUCCAAAGCCCCCCCCCCCGCCCCAACCCCAUUCAAUUCCCUGGUCCCGUCGUCGGGUCUGGCUUGGGGUCCCCUUUUCUCUGUUCCCCUCGUUUGUCUCUGUCCCGCCCUGUGUCUUUGUCUUCCGUCCUUCCCCGUUCGUAUCUCUUUUCUCUGUCCCGUCGUCUGUUCUCCCGUAUGGCGUCCAGCCUUGUCUCACCAGAUUAUCUCCCCCAGUACACUAUUCUCCCGGGCAGGUCCCACCGGAAGGACCAGACUCUCCCCGACUCCUUCCUCUUACUCCCAAGUGAAAUCCCCACAGGAAACAAAAUCCAAAACCAAAUCCCUCUCGCUACCGGAGCCGGGACCCUCCGCCGCAGGAGAAUUAAACUUUUUUCUGUGUCUGAGGCCGCUCUGCUGA